Molecule: messenger RNA, 543 nt
Organism: Helianthus annuus (common sunflower)
Lineage: Eukaryota; Viridiplantae; Streptophyta; Magnoliopsida; Asterales; Asteraceae
Product: nacrein-like protein C1
Exons: 2
Coding region: 1-543 (180 amino acids)
Source: RefSeq, a predicted model, not a curated record
AUGGUAACCACUUCAAAGCCUGCAAUGAUUACUGAAGCCAUUGAUCUCAGCGUUGCACUUACAGAAGAAGCCAUCAGAUUGAACAAGUUUUCAAUUUCUGAACCGAAGAAGAAAGAAACUCAUGUUGAAUCCUUAGGGGAAAACAAGAGAAAGUUCUCGAACUUUAAGAAAAGUACCGGCAGUGCCAGCAAGAAGAGGGAUACAAACCCGCCAGCUGAAGUAAAGACUGGCAGUGAACACAAAGGGAAAGGAUACAUGGGCACUCUGCCCAAGUGUUAUUUAUGCCAACAUCAUCAUGCUGGCCGGUGCAGACUUAGCAAAUGUGAAUCCUGUGGAAGCAUGGGUCACUCAAAAGACACUUAUUGGGUUGGUACUGGCCGUGGUGGCCAAAGAGGAUAUGAUAACAACAACCACGGAGGUAACGGGAAUGGGAACCACAACGGCGGAAAUGGUAAUCGCGGUAACUUUGGGAAUAAAGCAGGAAAUGGUAACCGCAAUCAAAACAACAACCAAGGUGGUAAUGGAGAUGAUUUGCUUGACUAA